This is a messenger RNA of Ogataea haglerorum, 1188 nucleotides long. RefSeq lists its product as uncharacterized. Bases 1 to 1188 code for a protein of 395 amino acids. Gene Ontology annotation, cellular component: ERMES complex; SAM complex. Gene Ontology annotation, biological process: establishment of mitochondrion localization; mitochondrial outer membrane translocase complex assembly; protein insertion into mitochondrial outer membrane. The record is from RefSeq and is a predicted model, not a curated record. The transcript has a single exon. NCBI's taxonomy places the organism in Eukaryota, Fungi, Ascomycota, Pichiomycetes, Pichiales, Pichiaceae.
AUGGAAUACAUACAAAAAUGCUUUUACACCUCGACGCUGUGGAAUCGCGACAACUCGUACGAAAGCUUUCUUGCAACGUCCAAGCAGGUGCUGGAUUUUCCGAUCCCCUCGGGGUUUAGCAUGACCGUGUCCUCGAAGAACACUGAGAACAGUUUCACCUCCAUAUCCAUCUCGCAGCUCGGGGAGCUGGCGGGAUCUCUCUCGUACAUGUACAGCUCUGUUGACGUCGCGUCCGCGUACAAUGAUACCGCCUCUGUCUCGUUACAGUCCAUGUUUGAAGGAUACCGUCUGCUUUCCUCGCCCAGGAAUUCAAACUACAGUAAGAGACCCACGCUGCUGUACGGGAAAAUGUAUUUCCCGUCCCAAUUUCUUGAGGGCAUGUUCAUUAAACGUCUUUCCGAGGACUCGCAGCUGCUCGUCAAGUUCAUCAACACGCCUAAGCUGAACAAGCUGUCCAACUCCACAAGCAUAAUGAACGUCUGCUACCAACGCCAAACACCCAAGUCCGCGCAGGACUACGUUUUCUCGACGAACGAGGCGCUCUUUGGCCUUCGAUACAUAUACAAUCUCGGCGCACCUACCCCGGCGGCAGACUCGUCGCUGUUUUCCGUCGGCUGCGAGCUGUGGUGCGCUGCCCAGUCGCUGGCUCCGGGAAUGUCGACUGGACUUCGCUACUCCACGCACCUCACGUCCUCGGGCAAACCGCUCACGAUGACUCUCAUCAUAAACCCGCUGCUAGGCUCGAUUGAGUCGACAUAUGCCAUCAAGACCAGCGUUCUGUCGACUUUUGUGUCAAAAUACAACUUCAACGUGUACUCGUACGAGAGCGAUCUGUCUCUGGGAUGUCAUCUGUGGCGAUUGUCGGACGAGAACAAGUCCGUGACGGAUGAGCGUUUCAACAAAAUGAAGACCGAGGAACAGCAAGAACUGAUGGACAACUUCAUGCACAUCGAUCCGGCACACAUGCUGUCAGAAACCAACUCCACCAGAUUAUUUAUCAGCCAGCACCAGACGUCGGAUUUUAGUAGCAGUCUCAAAUGCGCAACCAGCUUGAACAAACAGCAAGUUAGUCUUCUCUGGGAGGGGCGUUUCAAGGACUGGUUGCUGUCAACAGGAGUCAAGUUCGACUACAAAGACAUGAACCCGAGGAGUCUUGGGUACGGGCUAGAACUCCAGUUUUCGUCUUAA